GCGGCGUACAGUGAAAAGGCGUCGCGAGGAAUCUUCCAGUAGUGAUACGGUGAACAUGGUGCGACACCUCGUUCCUCUUAUUCUCGUCCUCUACGCCGCACUGCCCUAUCAAAUUCAUGGUGCUGAAAUUUCUGUACGAAUUGAGAGACACUUUCCGUGUUCGGCCAGCUCAGGCCCUAAAAAGGAGAAUCUCCUCAUCAAGUUCCCCUCAUACAAAACUGCUGGAGUGGAGUUUCAUGAGGAGACAAACGCACAGGGACACAAAUGCUUCCGAAUGAGUGGAGGCAAAGUGGAGGUGUUCCCUCCUGGUCUCUCCGGAUCGAAGAAAUACUACGUUCAUCUUGAAACUCGCAUUGGUAUCCAUGGAAAACCCGAGAGAUGCGUAAAUGCCGAUAGCAAUGGAUGCGGAGGAAUCGGUUCAUGCGUUCAUUGUGAUAUUUGCGAGACGAUGGGUGGCUCUUUGAAGAACUUCGUUCAAAUUUUCCAAGGAAAUAAGCCAGCGCAGUGUUCAAGUCAGGGCCUACCAGCAGGUAACUACAAUGAUCUCUCCCUAAAAGUUUGUUUACCCACUAAGAACGAACUUCUGCCUUUCUUAGACCAGAAUGCCAGCCGAGCUGAACAGCUGUGGGACCUCUUCGUGAGCUCACGAGCAAGAUCUGGGGAAAUUCCACUUGUGAUUGCUGCUCGUAUAUUCAACCGUCCAAUCAACAAUCUGAGCCCGAAAGAGAUGAACGAUCUCUUACAUGACUCAAAAGACGGAAUGAUUGGUUGUCACUGGAUCUACGCAACUGUAUCACAACAGAAUUAGAUUAUUCGAUCACAUAGACUACUCGUCUGCAGCGAAAGUUUGCUAGCAUCCUUGCCUAUCUCGUUAUCCUUUGAUCGUCUCUCUUUUUUGAUUCGGGUAUGUCACAACCCUUCCUUGACCGUCGUCGUGAACUCGUCGAACGCCCUUGUGUUGUACAUUUUGACACCUAUCGUCUAUUCAUCGGAAGACCCCAUGUUCAGUAUUGUGCUGCUAGAUAUUGAAAUAAACUCAGUUUUUCAAUUCAAAAUAACUAUG
Molecule: messenger RNA, 1063 nt
Organism: Cylicocyclus nassatus
Lineage: Eukaryota; Metazoa; Nematoda; Chromadorea; Rhabditida; Strongylidae
Source: the annotation of a GenBank genome assembly